AUGGAAACACCUAAAACGAUCGCCAAAGGAUUGACCCAUAUCAAUGGCGUCAGUAUUGCGAUCGCAGCUCCUACAGCACCGGUACGUGAAAAGUGGACCAGUAACAUCGAGUUCACGCUAUCGUGUAUCGCGUACUCGGUCGGGUUUGGCAACAUCUGGAAGUUCCCGUACACCGCGCUGGACAAUGGUGGUGGUGCGUUCCUCGUGCCGUACCUGGUGGUUCUGUUUGUGAUCGGACGUCCGCUGUACUACCUCGAGAUGGCGAUGGGACAGUUCUGUAGCCGUGGGUGCGUCAAGAUCUACGAUAUGGCUCCGGCGAUGCGUGGCGUUGGCAUCGGGCAGUCGAUCGCGAUGCUGGUGGCCAUCUCCUACUACACGCCGGUGCUGGCGAUUACCCUGCGCUACCUGUUGCUCUCGUUUAGCAGCGAGCUGCCGUGGAGCAAGUGCGACCAGUCGUGGAGCCGGUGCAUCGAUUCGGAUUUCCGCGGGUAUGUCGAGAGCUCAUUUUCCAACGGCUCGCAGGAGCGCCGGAACGUGUCAGCGGAGUUGUAUUUCACUGAAAAGAUAAUGCACCGCAAUUCGUUGGCCGAGGGUCUGGGCUGGCCCAGUAUGGAGCUCGUGCUAUGCCUGGUCGUCUGUUGGCUCAUCCUAGCGACCAUACUCAUCAAAGGUGUCCGCAGUACCGGCAAGGCCGCAUACUUUUUGGCCAUCUUCCCGUACGUCAUUAUCUUUAUCCUGCUGGCUCAUGCCCUCAGCCUCGAGGGUUCACUUAAGGGUAUCCUGUUUUUCCUUACACCGAAAUGGGAGACGCUCUUCACGGCCAAGGUAUGGAUGGAGGCGGUGACACAGUGUUUCUUCUCGCUGUCAAUCUGCUUCGGUGGGAUCAUCGCUUACUCGUCGUUUAAUAAUUUCUCAAACAACGUUUACCGCGACGCAAUGAUCAUCUCCUGGCUUGACACCUUCACCUCGCUCGUCGUCGGUUGCAUCGUGUUCGGAGUGCUAGGAAACUUGGCGCACGUCACCCACCAGGACAACAUUCAGACGUUAGUGCGCGAGGGUGCCGGACUCACCUUCAUGGCAUACCCGGAUGCCAUCUCCAAGUUCGAGUUCUACCCGCAGCUCUUUUCCGUGCUGUUCUUCCUGAUGUUCUUCAUCGUAGGGAUUGGCAGUAACCUGGGCGCGGUCACCAGCGUCAUCACGGCGAUACGUGACCGUUGUCCGACGGUCGCCAACUGGAAGAUUGUGCUCGGUGUCAGCUUGACAAUGUGCAGUGUCAGCGUGGUGUACCUCACCCCGGGCGGGCUGGACCUGCUGGAGGUUCUGGAUACCUACGGAGCGAAGUACGUCACACUUACGCUCGCCUUCUUCGAGAUCAUCACCUUCGCGUGGAUCUACGGUGUCGAUCGAGUUUGUCGGGAUAUUGGGUUUAUGCUUCAGCGUGAAACGACCCGCUUCUGGCGCAUCUGCUGGGGACUGCUGGCACCCGCGCUGGUCGCCAUCAUCAUGGUGGUGAGCUUCAUAGACCACGUCUCCCUAAAGGUCCCGGUCAGCUACAAUGUUGCCGGCUGGUUGCUCUACGUCUUCGCCAUCCUUCAACUUCCCCUGUGGGCAAUCUACGCGAUCCACACCCAAGAGGAGAAAGGCUGGCGGGCUAAGGUGGCGGCCGCUUUCCACCCCACCAGAUCCUGGGGUCCCGAAAAUGAUGCAAUCCGGGAGCAAUACAGUGUUAUGGAAGAUAGAAUCAACGAACAGGGUGGUCUGCGCAGACGCCAACUAGUGCAUAUGUUACACGGGAAACUAUUUCACUAGCACGGAAUAUCGUACAAAUAUGUAU
Molecule: messenger RNA, 1834 nt
Organism: Anopheles coustani
Lineage: Eukaryota; Metazoa; Arthropoda; Insecta; Diptera; Culicidae
Product: sodium-dependent nutrient amino acid transporter 1-like
Exons: 5
Coding region: 1-1809 (602 amino acids)
Biological process (GO): sodium ion transmembrane transport
Cellular component (GO): membrane
Molecular function (GO): L-amino acid transmembrane transporter activity
Source: RefSeq, a predicted model, not a curated record